CUUGGGGGCUCAUUCUGCGCAAGUGCACAUCCAGCCCUAUCUCUUUCCGAGGGCCUUCUCUGCCUGAAGAGGACACGAUCUCGGCUUCCUUGGGUCUGUGGGGGAAUAGAGGCUGCGCGCCGGGGGUGAGAGCACUGGGGACACGGCUUCGCGAAGUGUGGGGCUCUGCCAGGUCGGAAGGGGACAUAAAUUGUUAAUUCAUCGACUUUUGAGUUACACAGCAGUGAAAAGACAAGUUUAAGCCGACAUAAUCAUAUUGGAGAUGCACUUGUUCAGGAGAACCUUUUCAUUUCUUUACAUUCUUCAAGGAGCAGCAGAAAAUGAACAUAGCUCAGUUUGAUUUCCAUGUGUUUAGGUGUGGAUCUCGCACUCUAAAUUUAUCCUACUUGAAGUUUGUUGAGCUUCUUGGAUUUGUAGAUUAAUGUUUAUCAUGAAAUUUGGAGACUUCUUGGCCAUUGUUUCUUCAAAUAUUCUUUCAGACUUUCUGUUUGGGACUCAUGCAUAUGUUGGGGUCUGUGUCAUUCGAAGACGUGGUUGUUGAAUUUACCCAGGACGAAUGGCAGUACAUGAGCCCUGCUCAGAGGACACUGUACAGAGAUGUGAUGCUGGAGAACUAUAGCCACCUCAUCUCAGUGGGGUAUUGCUUGACCAAACCCAAGAUGAUCUUCAGGUUGGAGCAAGAAGAAGAGCCCUGGUCCUUAGAGGAAGAAUUCCUAAACCAGAGGUACCCAGGAUAUUUCAGCAUUGAUAUUCACAUUGAGGGGAACCAGGAAAAACAAGAGAAACCUCUGUGGCAAGUAAUAUUCACUAAUAACAAAACAUUGAGUAAGGAAGAGGAGAAAGUCUUAGAAAAACCGUUUAACCUGGAUAUAACUCCAAAUUCUUCAGGAAAUAUGCCUUGUAAAUAUGACUCAUGUAGAAUGAAUUUGCCAGUUGUUUCUGAAUUAAUUAUUUGUGAUAGAAACUAUUCAAGAAAGAAGGCUGAUUACGUGGAUGUAUGCAAAAAAUUGAAGCUUGAUACUAAGCAUGAGAAAACUUACACUGGAGAGAAGUCUUACAGAUAUAAUAAAAAUGUAAAACCUCUCAGUUAUUGGAAAAAUCAUCAGAAACUUCAAACCCUGGAACAAUCUUUUGAAUGUAAUGAAUUUGGGAAAAUUUUACAUGAUAAGACUGUUUGUGUUAUAGGAGAGGAAUCCUAUAAGGGUGAUGAAUUUAGGGAAAACUGUGAUAACUACAUGAGAACUGGCACAAAAGAGAAAUGCUUUCAUCUUAAUGAAUGUAGGAAAUCCAAAACCACUAUUGAGAAUUACAAUAAAGUUCACAUGGCUGUGGCACACUAUGAAUGUAAUGAAAGUGGGAAUAACUUCAGCAGUAUCUCAUCUCUCACUCAGCCUCAGAGAACUGCUACAGAACAGACUAGUUUUGCAAGCAAUAAGUGUGAAGAAAACUUGAGCCAGAGCUCAGCCCAUAUAGUACAAAAAAAGACACAAACUAGAGAUGAAUUUUGUGUGUAUAAUGGAUGUAUAAAUACCUUCUACCAGAAAUUAGACCUUAUAGUAUGUCAGAGAACUCACACAGAAGAGGAAUUGUACCAGCGUGGUAAAUACAGGAGGUCCUUCCAUCAGAACUUAGCCCUUAGUGUACAUCAGCAAAGUGAAACUGGAGAGAAGUCAUUUGAAUGUAAUGAAUGCAAGAAAUCCUUUUACCAGAAAGUACAACUCAUUCAUCAUCAGAGGACCCAUCCAGGGGAGAGACCUGAGGAAUGUGGGGAAUCUUUUUGUUCAAAUUCACACCCUGUUCAUUAUCCUGGAACUGAUAUAGGGGUCAGUCUCUAUGAAUGUAGUAAAUGUGAGAAAACUUUCUGUCAGAAGUUAAACCUCAGUGAAAAUCGGACAGUUCACACAAAGGAGAAACCUUAUGAUAAUAGUGGAUGUGGGAAAUCUUACAAGAAGUCUGCUCUCGUAGUAUGCCAAAGAACACACACAGGGAUGAAGCUCUGUCAAAGUAAUGUAUAUGGAAAAACAUUCUCCAAGAUGUCACAUAUCAGAGAACAUCAGAGAAUUCACACAAGGGAGAAAUCCUACAAAUGUAUUGAAUGUGGCAAAGCUUUCUCUAAGACAUCACAUCUCAGAGCACAUCAGAGAAUUCACACAGGUGAAAAACCCUACAAAUGUGUUGAAUGUGGGAAAACUUUCUCUAAUAAGACACACCUUAGUGCACAUCAGAGAAUUCAUACCGGGGAGAAACCCUAUGUAUGUAAUGGAUGUGGGAAAACUUUUGCUGAUAAUUCAACCCUCAGAGCACAUCAAAGAAUUCACACAGGGGAGAAACCCUAUGAGUGUAAUGAAUGUGGGAGGCCUUUUACCCAUAUAUCUGUUCUCAGAGCACAUCAGAGAAUUCAUACUGGUGAGAAACCCUAUGAAUGUAAUGACUGUGGGAGAUCUUUUGCCCAUAAUUCAGCCCUUAGAGCACAUCAGAGAAUUCACACAGGAGAAAAACCCUAUGAGUGUAGUGACUGUGAAAAAACUUUUGCCCAUAAAUCAGCUCUCAAAGUACAUCAGAGAAUUCACACAGGAGAGAAACCAUAUGAAUGUAAUGAAUGUGCAAAAACUUUUGCCCAUAAUUCAGCCCUCAGAGCACAUCAGAAAAUGCACACAGGGGAGAAACUCUAUGAAUGUAAUGAAUGUGGGAAAACUUUUUCACAGAAGACACACCUCAGUACACAUCAGAGAAUUCACACAGGUGAGAAACCUUAUGAAUGUAGUGAAUGUGGGAAAACCUUCUCUCAGAAAUCAUACCUCAGUGGACAUGAAAGAAUUCACAAAGGGGAAAAACCUUAUAAAUGUAAUGAAUGUGGGAAAACAUUUGUUUAUAAGGCAGCUCUCAUUGUCCAUCAAAGAAUUCACACAGGAGAGAAACCCUAUGAAUGUAAUGAAUGUGGGAAAACUUUCUCCCAAAGGACACACCUCUGUGCACAUCAGAGAAUCCACACAGGGGAGAAACCUUAUGAAUGCAAUGAAUGUGGGAAAACUUUUGCUGAUAAUUCAGCCCUCAGGACACAUCAGAGAAUUCACACAGGGGAGAAACCCUAUGAGUGUAGUGAAUGUGGGAAAACUUUCUCCAAGACAUCACACCUCAGAGCACAUUUGAGGACUCAAACAGGGGAGAAACCCUAUGAAUGUAAUGAAUGUGGGAAAACUUUUUCCCAGAAGUCAUAUGUUACUGCACAUCAGAGAAUUCAUACAGGUGAGAAACCCUUUGAAUGUAAUAUAUGUGGGAAACCUUUUGCCCAUAAUUCAACUCUCAGAGUACAUCAGAGAAUUCACACAGGUGUAAAAUCCUAUGAAUGUAAUGAAUGUGGGAAGACUUUCUCCCAGAAGUCACACCUAAGUGCACACCAGAGAAUCCACACAGGGGAGAAACCCUAUGAGUGUAAUGAAUGUGGGAAAGCUUUUGCACAAAAUUCAACUCUCCGAGUACACCAGAGAAUUCACACAGGAGAGAAACCCUAUGAAUGUAAUGAAUGCAGAAAAACUUUUGUCCGUAAGGCGGCUCUUAGAGUACAUCACACCAGAAUGCACACCAGAGAGGAAACCCUUACAUGUAGUGAAUUUGGGAAGUCCUAAUGGGACUCAGAUCUUAUUGGAUAACAUAUAUUAAAGAAGCUUAUGUCACAUAGACUGGCAAAUUGUUUCCUUUUCCGCUAGGCACAUACAUAGCUUGUCUAACAAUCUGUCCUUCAUUCAAGUGAUGCUGGUCAUGGAAUAUGACACUAUUACAUUUAAUCUAAGUCUAACCUUCAGAAGUCACCUUACAUUCUUUCUGGCCUAUAUUAUACUGUAUAGAGAUAUUUCCAGGGCAGACUUCAGUGCCAUGUAUUAAAUAUGGUAGAACAUAAGGUGAAAGAAGCCAAAUCUGAAUAACUGGGUGAAACAACAUCUCCACUAACAUCUUCACAAGUUGGCUUAAAAGAAAAACAUCAAAUUGUACUCUGUUGAGCUUUUACAGAUUUUGUUCUAUUGGUUAAACACACAUAGCUUAGAUAAUUCUGUUAUGGUGGGACAAAACCCUAUGAAUAUAAAUGUCAGGAAGACCUAUAAAAUUCAGCCUGUCACUAUGUAUCAGAGAUUCCAUAUGAGGAGAAAAGCUGUCAACAUCUUGAGUGAUCAGAAGCCUUCAUUAAAAAUUAGAGAAAUCUCAGGGAAAAACGCAAAAGCCUUUACUAGAUGUUAAACAUCAAAUAAUUAAGAUUUGACCAAAAUCUUAUACUUUGAUAAUUUAUAUUUUAAUGAAUAUUGAACAGUUGUUUCAGAUUUUUUUCCUGAGGAAAUGUAUCAGUUUCAGAAUUGAAGAUAAAAUCUUCACCUAGAACUGUUGUACCUAAAUUUGUGAUUUAUAUAUAACUUCAAGUUUUAUAGAAAACAUAUAAUAAAAUAUUCACCUGUACAGAAACUCACUGUGGAAUGUGAAGUUUUAAAGAUGGAGGAAUAACUUAAAUUCUGUGUACAACCCCAAUAAAUGUUUGUGGCUAGUCUCUGA
Acinonyx jubatus (cheetah) is the source of this 4539-nucleotide messenger RNA. RefSeq names its product zinc finger protein 658 (gene ZNF658). Gene Ontology annotation, biological process: negative regulation of transcription by RNA polymerase II. Lineage: Eukaryota; Metazoa; Chordata; Mammalia; Carnivora; Felidae. The coding region runs from base 498 to 3626 and encodes 1042 amino acids. The transcript is spliced from 7 exons. The record is from RefSeq and is a predicted model, not a curated record. Gene Ontology annotation, molecular function: DNA-binding transcription repressor activity, RNA polymerase II-specific.